UCCUCACAUACGCUUUCCUUAUAUGGCUUGUUUGCUGAUGUCUCUUAUAAAUCUUACCACAUACACCACCUCAUCUCCCAAAACGACGUCUCUGAAUCCGGUCUUUGUCUCCAUUAACGCCCUCGCAGUCGCACGCCUCCUCUCUCCUCUCUCCUCUCUCCUAUUCAGUAGGAAAAUUUUUUGCUCAGGGACUGUGAUUCAGAAUGGGGAGAGGGAAGAUAGCGAUAAGGAGGAUAGACAAUUCGACGAGCAGGCAAGUGACGUUCUCGAAGAGAAGAAAUGGACUCUUGAAGAAAGCGAAGGAGCUUGCGAUCCUGUGUGACGCGGAAGUUGGAGUCGUAAUCUUUUCUAGCACCGGAAAGCUCUACGAUUUCUCUAGCACCAGCAUGAAAUCAGUGAUUGAAAGAUACAACAAAUCAAAGGAGGAACAUCAGCAGAUGGGAAACCCAAUAUCUGAAGUGAAGUUCUGGCAAAGGGAGGCAGCUAUGUUGAGGCAACAACUGCAAAACUUACAAGAAAAUCACCGGCAAAUGAUGGGUGAAGAGCUCUCUGGCUUGAGCGUAAAGGAGUUGCAAAAUUUGGAGAGUCGACUUGAAAUGAGUCUCCGGGGUGUUCGUAUGAAAAAGGACCAAAUCUUAAUGGAUGAAAUACAAGAACUAAACAGAAAGGGAAACUUCCUUCACCAAGAAAAUGUGGAACUCUGUAAGAAGGUAAACUUAAUUUAUCAAGCAAACAUCGAAAUGUGUAAGAAGAUUUACGGAGCAGGAAAUAUAAAUGGAGUAAACAGAGAUUACUUUAGCACCAACAGUCUGGGCAUUGAGGAGGAAUCAAAUGUGCCUGUCCAUCUUCAGCUUAGCCAGCCACAGCAACAGAACUAUGAUACACCAGCAAGAGCUACAAAAUUGGGCAGACUACAAUUGCAUUAGUGAAGAAGAUGCAUCCACUGGAAAUGGAUGUUAUGCGAUAUUACUGGCUCAUAAAUUUCAUAAUUAUGCUUCUACUGGUGCUGUGUGGUAUGCCAGCCACUGACCAUUCGACAACCAGG
Hevea brasiliensis (rubber tree) is the source of this 1045-nucleotide messenger RNA. RefSeq names its product MADS-box transcription factor 23. Gene Ontology annotation, biological process: positive regulation of transcription by RNA polymerase II. Gene Ontology annotation, cellular component: nucleus. The transcript is spliced from 9 exons. The record is from RefSeq and is a predicted model, not a curated record. The coding region runs from base 204 to 926 and encodes 240 amino acids. Lineage: Eukaryota; Viridiplantae; Streptophyta; Magnoliopsida; Malpighiales; Euphorbiaceae. Gene Ontology annotation, molecular function: RNA polymerase II cis-regulatory region sequence-specific DNA binding; DNA-binding transcription factor activity, RNA polymerase II-specific; protein dimerization activity.